AUUUAGAAUUUUCUGGGAAAAUGCACCCUACAAUGCCUCUUUCUCCUCCUUGGGUCUACCUUUCAUUUCUUCCAAGGGAAAAGAUAAAUUCCAUUCAAAGGGUUCACUUUUGAAAGUGUAGGAAAAAAGAAAAAGCAUGCCGAAGAAAACAAACACAGAAAUCUCCAACAUUUGAUUCUUUUCUUUUGCUUUGAAGCAAACCCACCCAAAAACGAAAUUUCACCCUCUCAAUCAUUCUGCCAUCUUUCAAAUUCCCAAUCACUAUUAAACGCCCAAAGAAAGAAUAGAGGGGAGCUAACCAAACAUGUCGACGUUGCAGAAAUUCAAGGUAUUAGCGACGCAAUGCGGCGUCGCCCAAAGCCCCACGAGAAGUCCAAGUACGAGUCCCCUCUUCAAUUUCCGUCGCCCUAAAACCACACUGCGAAUGCUCCUCACCAGAACUGGUAGUCGUAAGUCAUCCAAUACUCGGGAAAUGCCGUAUCCGCGUAGUUACAUCGACAUUUCAUCUGAGAAAAAGAAGGGCGACGGUCACACUUUGAAGGAUUUAUUCGUAUCGUGUCCGUCGCUAGAAGAAGGAAAUGACGACGACUGUAAAAUUGUUAAGGAGAGAUUCGGCGGAAAGAGUGAAGUAGUUUUAGCAACGAAAGUCGAUGGUCUUAACGGACUUGGAGGUGAACCGGGAUCACCUCGGCCGAGUUGGAUCGGGUUUAGACAUAGGAUGCUGUUGAGGAAGGCUUGGCGUCCCAUGCUUCAGACCAUCCAUGAAUAGUUUUCUGUUCUCUUUCUUGCUUAUUAUUUAUCUU
Molecule: messenger RNA, 803 nt
Organism: Hibiscus syriacus
Lineage: Eukaryota; Viridiplantae; Streptophyta; Magnoliopsida; Malvales; Malvaceae
Exons: 1
Coding region: 305-769 (154 amino acids)
Source: RefSeq, a predicted model, not a curated record